CAAGAUGUUUGUGGGGGAGACCUAAUAUACAUUACCCAGAAGGCAGAAAUGAGGACGGCCAUGUCGUGCGGAGGAGGGUUGGCGCAGCGUCUAGACUUUUCCAGCAGUGAUGAAGAGGAUGGAAUGAGCCCUGGACUGGAGGAAGGCUCCCAUAGCAACCAGAGGGGUAGUCCUGUGAAUUCAUGGAGGGCAAAUAAUUGCCCCUUCCCAAUCACCCCCCAGAGGAAUGAGAGGGGGCUUUCUCCUUCUCAGGAGGAGCUGAGCCCGUGUAGCGACUACUCGCCUGUCCCAAGUGACAAGGGUGUGGGGGGCGAAUGCCCUGGUACCCCCCUGCACUACAGCACGUGGAAGAAGCUCAAGCUGUGUGAUACCCCUUAUACCCCAAAGAGCCUUUUGUACAAAACUCUCCCCUCCCCGGGGUCCCGAGUGCAGUGUCGGGGUCAAAGGCUCCUCCGUUUUGUGGCUGGAACCGGGGCGGAAUUGGAUGAUCCGGCUCUGGUCAAUGUUAACCCCUUCACCCCAGAAUCCUACAGGCAAGCGAAUUUCCACCCCAACGGGAAGAGGAAGGAGAGGCCAGAAGACGACUGCAGCGCUGAGCCCCAGAUGAAAUACGCAGAGAAGGAGCACCCAGCAGUUUUCCAGUCGAAAAGAUUCGUGUUACGGGAGACCAACAUGGUGUCUCGCUACAAGACGGAAUUCCUGGAGAUCGAGAAGAUCGGCGCCGGGGAGUUCGGAUCUGUGUUCAAGUGCGUAAAGCGCCUGGACGGUUGUUUCUAUGCCAUCAAACGCUCCAAAAAGCCAUUGGCUGGCUCCACAGAUGAGCAGCUGGCACUGAGAGAAGUGUACGCCCACGCGGUUCUGGGUCACCACCCCCAUGUUGUGCGCUAUUACUCCGCGUGGGCGGAGGAUGAUCACAUGAUCAUUCAGAAUGAGUACUGCAAUGGUGGCAGCCUGCAGGAUCUGAUCAUGGAGAAUAAAAAGGAGGGACGGUUUGUGCCGGAGCAGGAGCUGAAGGAGAUUCUUCUACAAGUGUCAAUGGGCCUGAAAUACAUCCACAGCUCCGGCCUCGUGCAUAUGGACAUCAAGCCAAGUAACAUAUUUAUCUGCCGGAAGCAGACGGAGGUGGGUCAGGACGAGAGUGACGGUGAAGAUGAUCUCUCCUCUGCCAGUGUUCUCUAUAAGAUCGGAGACCUUGGGCAUGUGACUUCUAUACUUAACCCCCAGGUGGAAGAAGGAGACAGCAGGUUCCUGGCCAAUGAGAUCCUGCAGGAGGAUUACAGGCAGCUGCCAAAGGCGGACAUCUUUGCACUUGGUCUCACCAUCACCUUGGCAGCCGGAGCCGGACCUCUUCCUUGCAACGAAGACAGCUGGCACCAUAUCCGAAAGGGCAACUUGCCCCACAUUCCCCAGCCGCUGACUCCUGCCUUCCUGGCUCUGCUCAAGCUGCUGGUUCAUCCCGACCCGGUUAUGAGACCCCCGGCUGUAUCUCUGGCUAAGAAUUCUCUGCUGAGGCGCUGUGUUGGCAAGGCGGCCCAGCUACAGAAACAACUCAAUGUGGAGAAGUUCAAGACUGCCAUGCUUGAGAGGGAGCUGAAAGCUGCUAAAUUAGCCCACGGUUCUGGGAAGGACGAGUGUUCGGACCUGCCCCCCAUGUCGGACUUCUCCUGCCGCGGAAGGAAACGCCUUGUUGGGGCAAAAAACGCUCGUUCUCUGAGCUUCACCUGCGGGGGCUACUAGCGCCCCCUGCCUCCCAGCCAAAUGGGGCUCCGGAUCUGUACGUCUGGGCCUUCUGCCAACUUCAUACUCCUUUCUGUGCCAUUCUCCUCCGGUUCUGCCCCCCUGUGGGCAAUAGGAUAUUCCCUGCCCCCCCAUGGGCAAAUAGGGUAUUCCCUGCCCCCCCAUGGGCAAAUAGGGUAUUCCCUGCACUCUGCUGUGAAUUUUAACUUUUCUGGCUGGGAGUCCAGGAACUCACUUGGGUACCUGAGCUGUUACUGUGGGUUCAGGUGUUGGACUGCCAUGUGUCAUAUUUUGCUUUUGCCACUUUCCCAUGAACCUCUCUGGGAAGGGAUUGUUAGACCUGAACAGGAACUUUAAUUUAUUUACUUUUUAUUAUCUUAUUGUCUUUUAAAUAAAAUUUUAAUGUUUAAAUGUGA
This is a messenger RNA of Xenopus tropicalis (tropical clawed frog), 2153 nucleotides long. It is a transcript of the gene wee2, whose product is annotated as WEE2 oocyte meiosis inhibiting kinase. The record is from RefSeq and is marked provisional. NCBI's taxonomy places the organism in Eukaryota, Metazoa, Chordata, Amphibia, Anura, Pipidae. Gene Ontology annotation, cellular component: nucleus. Gene Ontology annotation, molecular function: magnesium ion binding; ATP binding; non-membrane spanning protein tyrosine kinase activity. Gene Ontology annotation, biological process: negative regulation of cell cycle; mitotic cell cycle.